Lotus japonicus is the source of this 791-nucleotide messenger RNA. Its product is annotated as NAD(P)H-quinone oxidoreductase subunit U, chloroplastic. The transcript has 5 exons. Gene Ontology annotation, cellular component: chloroplast; NAD(P)H dehydrogenase complex (plastoquinone); chloroplast thylakoid membrane. The record is from RefSeq and is a predicted model, not a curated record. Lineage: Eukaryota; Viridiplantae; Streptophyta; Magnoliopsida; Fabales; Fabaceae. The coding region runs from base 51 to 692 and encodes 213 amino acids.
AGUAGAGCUAAAGCAUAGGACAUGACACAUUAGAAAGCUUAGGUGAGUCAAUGGCUGUAUCUUCCACCACCACCACCACAAUAUGCAUUUCAGGUAACAACAUUGUUCCAGUCUAUCAAUCACCAAAACUUGGAUUCUUAUCUACCAACUGUUUUCAUGUGAAACCACGGAGAUUGUGCAUUAGAAGCUCGAGUGAUGUCUCUGCUGAGACCACUGACACUGAGGUGGAAUCAAUUGAAGUCCCAAAAGAACCUCCAUCUUUGAUUUCUGCUCUCAACGUGGAAAGGGCUCUCCGUGGCUUACCAAUUACAGAUGCAGAUCAUUAUGGUAGACUCGGCAUUCCAAGAGGAUAUCCCUCUAACAAGGUGGCGGUUGCAUACAACAACAAGGUGCGAGAAUUGGAGAGUCAAGGUUUAGAGGAAGAGGAACUCAAGAAGCAAUUGGAACUUCUCAGAGAAUCAUACACCAUCAUGUCAUCAGUAGAAGAAAGAAGAUUAUAUGAUUGGAGCUUGGCCAGAACAGAGAAUACAGGGAGAUACAAUUGGCCAUAUGAGGCUGACAUAACACCACUUACAACGGAAGAGUCUCCACCAGAGGAUCCUGAAGAUGUCGGACCAACUAGAGUGGUUGGAUUCGUCUUUCUGGGAUGGAUAGUGAUCUCAGUUGUGUUAUCUAUUUCACUAAACUUAUAGACAGAAGUAUGAUGUAUGUAUGAAUUUUUUCCCCUGUAAACAAUAUUGUAAUGCAUGUUAUUUUGGAUGAAAUGAAAUUGCAUUUUGGCUGUUUCUAUU